AUGGCGUCCGAGGUUCUUUAUAGGAACUCCACAGUCAAUAAGGAGCUAUCAGAUGUGUUGGUGUCACAUUUAAAGGGUGUAGGGCGAAUGUUCUACAUACAUUCCCCUGAAGAAACGUUAUAUGAAAAACCGGAAGAUGUGCCAAACUUCUUUAGACAGUCAUUCCCAUACUUCAUAAUAUUUAUGAUAAUUGAACAUAUAGUGCUAAGAUUAGAAGGCAAGAAAGGGAUUCGAUUAAAUGACGGCGUGACAAGUAUAUCACAUGGAAUAUUUCAAGAAUGUGGAAGAUUAAUAUGGCGUGGGGCAGAGUCGUAUUUAUACACAUGGAUAUACAGUAACUAUAGAAUGGUGGACCUCCCCUGGGAUAAUACAUUGACGUGGUACGCCGCCGCUUUGGGAGUCGAUUUCUGCUAUUAUUGGAUGCACAGAGCUUGUCAUGAGGUUCACAUACUAUGGGCCCAGCAUCAAGUGCAUCAUACAUCAGAGGACUUCAAUAUGGGCGUUGGCAUCAGACAGUCGGUGUUGCAAGGAUGGUGUGGAUUUGCGUUCUACUUACCACUCGCCCUAGCGAUCCCGCCCGCCCAGUUUGUGAUGCACCACCAGUUCAGCUACUUGUACAUGUUCUGGAUUCACACGGAGGCCAUCAAGAGUCUUGGACCCUUAGAGUAUAUUUUGAAUACUCCAAGUCACCACAGGGUACACCAUGGCAGCAACAAGUACUGUUUGGAUGUCAACUAUGGCGGAGUUCUCAUCAUUUGGGACAGGUUGUUCGGUACAUUUAGACCGGAAACUGACAAAAUCGAAAUUGUCUACGGUCUCAUUUACAACCAGCCAUCGUUUAACCCAUUCUAUUUACAAAUUUUCUAUACGGGAUAUGUGAUAGAGAAAUUCCGUAGCUUUGAAAAUUGGGAACACAAGAUCAAAGCGAUAGUUUGGGGCCCGAGCUGGGAGCCUGGGACAGCGAGACUUGGAGAUGACGAUUUGAAAGAAGAUAUUCAAAGUAGAGAAAAAUACGACGUGACUCUCCCUACGUGGUGCAAUGGCUACAUCGUAGUACAUUAUGCUGUUGUUUUCUAUGGUUUCUUUGAACUCGCCUCCAGAUAUAUGGGCAUGACACCGUUCUCAGUUCUGAUUUUCGUAUUUUACGUGAUGGCGUCGCUAACUAUUAUUGGAAUGCUAUUCGACAACUCAAAAUACGCUCCACUGUUGGAGGUUCUUCGUUGUUCAGCCCUCGCUUUCCUCACGAGAAGCAUUUCUUCACCAACUCCUGUCACAACCCUUCUGCAAAUAUUCUAUGUCGCAUCAGCUAUGUUCUGGUGCCUUAAUACCAUGAAGCUAUUGGAAAUUAAGAGAACUAAACUAGAAUAA
Molecule: messenger RNA, 1368 nt
Organism: Pieris macdunnoughi
Lineage: Eukaryota; Metazoa; Arthropoda; Insecta; Lepidoptera; Pieridae
Source: the annotation of a GenBank genome assembly